Arachis duranensis is the source of this 1639-nucleotide messenger RNA. RefSeq names its product acyl-CoA-binding domain-containing protein 1. NCBI's taxonomy places the organism in Eukaryota, Viridiplantae, Streptophyta, Magnoliopsida, Fabales, Fabaceae. The record is from RefSeq and is a predicted model, not a curated record. Bases 246 to 1082 code for a protein of 278 amino acids. Gene Ontology annotation, molecular function: fatty-acyl-CoA binding; protein binding. The transcript is spliced from 5 exons.
CUCGCUCUGCGUUGGCGCGUGCAUGAGUUCUUCCCUUUCUCUCUCUUACACAUCGCAAUCUUCCUUUAUUUCCGUCAACUCCAUAGCUUCUUCGGUGCUCUCUCACCCCUUUCUUCAAUACUCACUUAAGGUUUUAUCUUCUAAGCUUUAGGUUCUUCACAUAACCCCCUCAAAAACCUAAAACCUCUUCAGUGGAAUUAGAAUCAGAUAUUUCUGUUAGGGUUUUCAACUUCCAAUCCGCAUCCAUGGGAGACUGGCAACCCCUUCUCCAAUCCAUUUUCAUCGGUCUCAUUUUUUCUUACCUUCUUGCCAAGCUCAUCUCCGUUGUUGUCUCCUUCAACAACGACAACCUAACCGUCACGCGCGCCUCCGCCGAAGAAGAUGACAGCAAUCCUAUACGGACCGCCACGGGACCCGACCGAGGCGGCGGCGUCUCCGAAGCAAGUAACAAUCGCUUUGAGCAGGAGUCUGUCAUGGCGGAGCAGGGAAGUGUGAGGGCCGAGAGUUUGGACGGCGACGACGACUACGACGAUGACGAUUGGGAAGGUGUGGAGACCACCGAACUCGACGAGGCGUUCAGCGCCGCCACAGCGUUCGUGGCUGCCGCCGCCGCCGAUCGGUUGUCGCAGAAGGUGUCGAGCGACGUGCAGCUACAGCUCUAUGGGCUGUACAAGAUCGCCACUGAAGGUCCCUGUAGCACGCCGCAGCCUUCGGCGUUGAAGAUGACAGCACGUGCCAAAUGGCAAGCGUGGCAGAAAUUGGGAGCUAUGCCUCCUGAGGAUGCAAUGCAGAAGUACAUUGAUAUUGUGACAGAGCUAUAUCCUUCUUGGCUUGAUGGUUCAUCUUUGCGGAGCAAGAGUUACGGUGGUGGUGGCUCUAGUUCAGAGGCUAAGGGACCGAUGGGGCCAGUAUUUAGCACUUAUGUAUAUGAAGAGGAAUAUGGCAGUGACUUGACAAUGGAUGCCAUUCAUGGAUUUGCUAGAGAAGGAGAUAUGGCUAAUCUGCUCAAGUGUAUAGAAAGUGGUAUUUCAGUGAAUUUGAAGGGGACCAAGUUCCUUAAGGACACCAUGUUAUCAGCAUGAAUAGAGAAGUACCAUCACGGAUUUAGUGCAACAUCAAUCUGAAUUUUUGUGGCACUUGCUUGACAAGCCUAACAUGGGCAUAUGUAUGGCCUAAAAAUUGUUUGACAACUAAGGUAGGUGCUAUGUUUUUGUAAAGAAGCCUAAGUAUCUGGCUUUAAGACCCCGUUGAAGAUAGAUAGUUGACUGGUAACUUAUGUGUCACACAUGAAUAAAUCUUGUUGGACUACAUCUAAGUCAUUAAAAUUGUCUGAAAUAAAAAAUUCUGCCCUGCUACAUAACUGAAUAAUGAAUAAUCAUUUCUGUUUUUCAACCUAUAUUCUUAGCAAUGAGUAUAGUGAGGGAAGUAGCUUUAAUCACACUGCUAUUGUUCCUACCUUCUACAUACAUUUUCUUGACGAUCAAUAAUGUAGCAUUAAUAAGUCACCGUUUAUUUUAUGAAAAUGCACUAUUGCAUGGCAAGGCAAGUAGCUACAUUCACACUACUAAUGAGCAUUGUAGAAUCUAUUUCUUGAAUUGUUGAUCUCGUUAGAAGCUUUUUAUACUUCAAGUCCAUAUAC